Messenger RNA from Symbiodinium sp. CCMP2456, 1770 nucleotides. Lineage: Eukaryota; Dinophyceae; Suessiales; Symbiodiniaceae. The record is from the annotation of a GenBank genome assembly.
AUGGUCAGACAUGUCUGCGACCGCCACGUCGAUCUCGACUUUGUGGGUGACCUUGCUCGCCAAAUCAGAGGUUUGGGGGCGGUGCAGGAUUGUGAUGCGCACGAGGCGGCCAUUGCCAACCGUCUGCAACCCUUCUUGGGGAGGUUUCGAUCCCAUCCGCAAUGUGCAACAAGCUUGUUGGUGAAACUGGGCAACACAUCGCGUUUUGUGGUCAUACAGGUGCUGGAGGUUUUGCGCAAAGGGAAUUUGCAGCAGAACGAGUUUCACUGCUCGUCUGUGCUUGCUGCCUGUGGCAAGGAAUGUGAUUGGGAACAUGCGCUGGAACAUCUUCAGUAUUGCCUCGCUUGCAGCAUUCAGCUCAACGAGGCUUGCUACAAUGCUGCAGUUCAUGCUUGCAGGAAGGACUGGCAGCGGGCAUUGCGCUUCCUGUCGUCGAUGCGUUCUCUUGGUCUUCGUUUGAGCCGGACAAGCUGCAACUCUCUACUGCACGCUUCGACGGUCACAACCGGAGCACCGUCAUCCCUCCAUCAGUGGGCCUUCGCAUUGUCACAGCUGACAGGCUUUGCAAAGAUGCAGAUCCGCGGCGACAGCUACACUUUGACGACAAUCGGGGCAGCUUGCGCUUUGAACAAAGUCGGCCAGAAGCAAUGGCAGCAUGCCUCCUUGUUCCACAGGUUCCAUAAAGGACAAAGCAACGUCUUUUCCCACAACAGUCUGCUCUGUGCCUGUGAAAGAGCAAGUUGUUGGGAAACGGUUGUGGGUAUGGUGAUUGAUCCGUCGGCUCCUGUUUCCACGGUGAUCAGCUUCAACACUGCUAUAGCGGCGAGCAGUGCAGCACACGGAAACUGGCGUCAUGGACUUUGCAUGUUUGUGUCGAUAGCUACACUUCAACUGAGCAGAAGCAUUUCAAGCUACAGUGCUCUUGCAGCUGGACUUCAGCGCAUGCUCUGCUGGCCACAAUCGUUGGUGUUUCUCUUGGAUUCGAGCCGAAGCGCUGCUCUCGUGCCCGACACAGUGAGCUUUUUAAGUGCCGUCACCUCGCCUGAGCUUCACUGGACGAUGGCCGCUUCCUUGCUGGAUUCCACCUUUUCGCUGGGCACGUUCCAGAUCAGCACUCUCAAUGCCAUGGUUGAUACUCUCCGAGAGGCCUCCGAGUGGAGAUUUGGAUUGAGCUUGCUGGGUGUCAUGGCUCAGGUUCGGGCAAUGCAGGACAGGGUGACGUCUAACACCCUGCUGGGCGUGCUCAGUGAGGCGGCUCGCUGGGAGCUAGCCUUUCAGUGGUUUCAGAGGGACCUGGUGCCGGAUGGCUUCAGUGCAACUGCUCUGGCAACUGGGCUCGCUGGUGCACGUCGAUGGGAAGAUGCGCUGGCCCUGAUGUCCAUGCUCGGGCGGCUCAGAGUCUCCAAGGAGCGUGGUGAGCCGCGAAGUGCCACUAUCGCGGCGUGUGUUGGACAGUGGCACCUUGUACUAGGCUUGCUGUCUUGCCAACUGAACGUCGUGACCUACAACGCUGUGCUCUCUGCCUGCGCUGCAGCAGCUGCAUGGCAAGCCACGAUGAGCUUGCUUGAGGCCAUGCGACCUCUGCGGCUAGUCGCUGACAUUGUUUCACACACCGCAGUCCUGGACUCAUGCGUAUCUCCGUCUCUCUGGAGAUCUGCACUGUGUCAGCGGAGGCUGAUUCAGACAAACAGGCUUCGGCUCGACGCGCUCAGUCUCAGUGCUUGUGUCUCUGCCUGCGAGCUGUCGGAUCAACAAGGACUUCCACCUUGA